Phaethon lepturus (White-tailed tropicbird) is the source of this 1073-nucleotide messenger RNA. RefSeq names its product high mobility group nucleosome binding domain 1 (gene HMGN1). The transcript has 3 exons. The record is from RefSeq and is a predicted model, not a curated record. Gene Ontology annotation, cellular component: chromatin; nucleus. The annotation marks the transcript as partial. NCBI's taxonomy places the organism in Eukaryota, Metazoa, Chordata, Aves, Phaethontiformes, Phaethontidae. Gene Ontology annotation, molecular function: nucleosomal DNA binding.
AAACCUGGUCCGGCCAAAGCAGAGCCGAAACCAAAAAAGGUGGGGUCAAAGGAUAAAUCUGAGGACAAGAAAGCUCAAUCAAAGGGGAAAAAGGGGCCUAAAGGAAAACAGGCAGAAGAGACAAACCAAGAACAGACAAAGGACACCUUGCCUGCAGAAAAUGGGGAAGCUAAAAGUGAGGAGACCCCAGCAUCUGAUGCAGCAGUAGAGAAAGAAGCUAAGGCUGAGUAACAUCUGGUACCAAGUCUUUUAUUGGUGGUCCUUAUACCUUUCUUCUUGUACAAUUCAGAGGAAUAUUUUUAUCAACUAUUUUGUAAAUGCAAGUUUUUUAGUAGUUCUAGAAAACACAUUUUUAAAAAGGAAAGAAUCCCAACUCAACCCAUUUUUUUACAUAUUUAGAUAAGUGUAAAUGCUUUUUUAAAGUGGUAAAAUCGCGUACUGGUUGUCUGUUUUAUAUGAAACCAGAAAUUAAUGGCAUGAUACCUUAAGGAGAGGGCUUUGAAGCCUUGAUUAGGCUUCACGUUCCAUAGACUGUGAGGAAUGUUUUUUCUAUCCUAUUAAAUGAAGCAUAACACAGCUCAGACUUUGGAAUUCAUAACGAUAUGUUGAGAACGUCUUGACAUUUUAGUUACUUAUCUUUAUCUAUGGUUGUACCAUCAAGUAGAAUUGCUUAUCUAAAUAAAACUGCUCCCUAGUGUUGGAUUUCUUGCUGAGUGAUGUAUAUCUGUGACAAAGUUAUUUUUGGUAGUUGCAGCUUUAUUUUUUCCAACAACUUUGUAGCUGUGAUGCGAAAGAUUGGAAACUUCUAUUAUACCUUUAAAUACUAAGUAAAAGUUUGUGCUUGGCAGACAUAACUUAUGUCAGUAUUAAAUACACUGGAACUUCACAUCCAGUUUUUAAAGGACAGCUUGUCUACAAAGAUCAAAUGAAAAAUAUUUGAAAUAGUCCUAGGAAAAAAACCCAAUUAUUGUUUUUAGAUUUUAAAAAACUAUGUGAAUAAAAACAAUUGUAAAAUUGUUCAUAGUGUCUGUGAUCACCAAACAAAAGCCAAAUAAAUCUUGAUUGUGAAAGGA